CUUCGUGUAAACAGAGUAAUAAAAAAAUUUCUUGGAAAAUACUUGAUUGACGUAACUGAAUGUUUUUCAGUCCGAAACGCCGAUAUAAAAAUUAUAUGUAACAGUGUAAAAUUUCUAGAAGAUCCCCGUUUAUUACAGAAGAAUCUAAUUUUAGUUCUGCAAAAACUGAUGGAUACCGAAGGUUUAAUUUUACGAACACCUACCCUCGUGAUUACAUUUCUCUAAAUAUGCGCUGCUUGUCAUGGCAUUAAAGCCUGCACAGGAGGGUCAGAAAGAUCUGUCAAGCUAAUGUGAUUGAAGAAAGCCAGUCAGUGUUUGUUGUCCUGUAAAGAUUGUGCCCAACAGUAAAAUCGUGUCUUCAAGGUGUUCGUUAAAACGGUUUUUUGAAGUGUAUGAAACAGCGCUGGAAUGGUUAUUUUAUUUGUGUGUGUGUGUCAAUUUUGCCUUACAAGUUUUCGCCGCCCUCGUAAGGCUGCGAUGUGUUUGAACAGGAAGAGUGACCUCCCACCAACUCAGCUUACCGUGACUUUGCUGUACCAACUCAUUCAUCUGCCAACUCGCAACAGUGAGUCGUGCGUCAACUAGAACCGUGUAACCGAACGUAACAAGAAACAUUUGCUUAUCUCCAUAAUAAUUACCAAAUUAACGCGCUGGGUGCAUUUCAAGAGCAAGAAGAUGACGAGAUCUCUACACCAAAUGUUUGAUCGCGUCUGUUUUUUAUAAAAAAAAAUCAACAUCGGAAAACGUGAUCGUCGUAACCUUGAACAAACUCAGAUUGAAGUGACUGGUUAAAAUUCAGUGAAUAAUUCAGUAAUUGUCUUACAAUCAGAAUCUUACCAAGGCUGAAAACUUAACUAAACCUACAAAUGAAAGUGUGAGAAGAAAGUGCAAUGUACUGAAUAGUCGUGAAUGUGUUGUGUGUGAGGAUAUUCGCACCUGUAGCAUGUCCAGUAUUGCCAACAUUGUCAUAGCGAACCUCGAGACUUAGUGCUAUGAAGGUUUUCCACAUGAUUGGUAGAGACGAAGACGAAUAUGGAGCGCCCCGGGCUCCAACAGCUGUGCCUGAAGAUGACGAAGUGGAUGAUGAUGAUGAUAAUGAUGAACUUUCGUUUUAUUGCUGUGAUAAUCUCGGUAAAGGGGCAUCCCAGUCUUCGGGUGCCAUAAUACCUGAUGCUGCAGCUGAGGCCACCGGAUCCUUGCUGAGGGCAGCAGGGGGUGGUGGAGGUGGAGGACGGGAUGUCCUCAAGACGCCAUACACCCUUAUUCGAGUGUCCACAUAUACCAGCUCUCUAAAUCAGCCGACGAUCAGCGACAAUCCACACAAUCUCAGCUCUGUCUUGACCAGCUGGCAUUGCAGUGAAUUGUCUGCAAGCAAGGAGGUGCCGAAGACUCCGAGCGAAGAACACUCGAGCAAAAUGUCAGACUCGACCUAUGUGUUAAGUAUGGAAGAACUCGACAGAAACAGGAAUGAGUUGUCACUUGCCAGAGACGCGACCAAUAUCGUGGGGGAUGGGAAUCACGUGUCUGUGGAUUCUGCUUCGUUGAGGAGUCCUGUGGACUCAAUGCUAGGGGAUGACCACCACCAGUUACUAGGAGGACACCUCUCCGCGGCUCCUGCCAUCGCGAGUUCCACCUGGGGAGGUCGCCCCCGCAACUUUAGCUCCAAGUCCAGCACCUCUACAAGAAGAAGCAGGUACCGAAAUGGUGGUACAGGGCGUUCAAAGAUGCGACGUCGUGUGGUGCUCAAGUCAGGUGAAUGUAAUGUGCUGCAGAGCCGCGUAGCACAGCGCAGAUUGCGCUAUCUGCAAGAUAUAUUUACAACCCUAGUGGACAUUAAGUGGCGGUGGACACUUCUUGUGUUCGCCCUCAGCUUCAUCCUUAGCUGGCUUGGAUUUGCACUUCUUUGGUGGCUCAUUGCGUUUACACAUGGGGACUUUGAAUUGGAACAUUUGCCACAUCAGCAGGAGGAGUCAGGAUGGAAACCAUGUAUCAAAGAAGUCUACAGUUUUGCAUCUUGUUUUCUCUUCAGCAUUGAAACUCAGCACACCAUUGGGUACGGUUCACGGUCAACUACUGAGGAGUGUCCUGAAGCUGUCUUUGUCAUGUGCCUACAAAGUAUUACAGGUGUUAUGAUUCAGGCCUUCAUGGUGGGCAUCGUGUUUGCUAAAAUGGCACGCCCCAAACAACGUGCUCAGACACUUCUUUUCAGCCGCAAUGCUGUUGUGUGUUUACGAGACGGAGAACUCUGUCUCAUGUUCCGUGUUGGAGACAUGCGCAAGUCUCACAUCAUUGGUGCAACAAUCAGGGCACAGCUGAUUCGCACCCGUACAACCAAGGAAGGAGAGGUUUUGCACCAGCACCAGACAGAACUCAACAUAGGUACUGACGGUGGUGACAACAAUCUAUUCUUCAUCUGGCCAAUGACUGUUGUCCACAGAAUCAACUGUGAAAGUCCACUUUAUAACAUUUCGGCCAGUGACAUAAUUGACCGUGAAUCUCGCUUUGAAGUUGUUGUUAUUCUGGAAGGAACUAUAGAGUCAACUGGUCAGACUACACAAGCAAGAUCAUCUUAUCUUCCAAAUGAAGUGCUUUGGGGUCAUCGAUUUCAGCCUAUGCUUGUGUACAACAAGGAACGACAAGGAUAUGAGGUUGAUUACAGUCGCUUCAACAACACAGACCUCGUGGAUACACCACUGUGUAGUGCGAGGGAUCUUGAGCACUUCUAUCAACUUCAACAAGACCUGGAACAAUCAGCUUCACCCAAUCCAGCCGAGUCAUCAGAUGGGCAGCAUGGGAUGGGGUUAAGACGGGUUACCAGCGAGCCAAAUGCUAUGAGCAAUAUGGUCACUUCUGAGGAACCAAAUCUCAUGUCUAUGUAGAUGUCAGUCCAGUCCAAUUGGUUUGUACGGCAACUGAGUAACACAGUGAGCAGUUUGUAUUCAGCUCCUGCCAGCCUUGUACACGUCCGAGCAUCAGAUAUCUCAUCGCCUGAGCAAAGUCCUCAAGCCAAUUCACAACUAAAUACACAUUUGUGGGCUGUUCCUGUGGACCACUACUGUCAGGAUGACACCUCAUUAUCAUCAUCAUCAUCAUCAUCAUCACACUGAUAACUGUAAGGGUACCUGAAUACUGUCUCUAGUACAUUAUUGAACAUGUGUGGUUCAUGAUCAAAUUACAUCUCAGAAAUAAUUAAGUUUCCUGACAAUCAAAACCCACAGUGCAUCAGUACAUGCUGUUGUCUGUUACCAUGGGGCAUUGCCUUUAAUAUGAGUUCCAUCUAUACCACUGUGAUGGUUAUUAACUUUCAACACUGUCAUAGCUCAAUUAAGAAAUGUGACUUUGACUUAUUCAUUGCCAUCGGUAUGAUACAUCCUCCAUAACAUAAUGAUGACCAUAAUCUGCUGAAUACAAACUUCAGCAACUGUACAAUAUAGUGAAUAUUUCUGGAUAGUUAUAAUGGAACAGUUUUCAUAAGAUUAUAUGAGAUAACAUGUUUUAAAUUAGUGUUAUGUAUUGUAACAGUUGAAGUUAGUGAUCUCUUAAACAAAUACAUGCAGGAAUACUGCAGUGGUCGGCCAUGCUGUGGUGGCUACGUCAUCUCCAGAAUACAAUCAUAAAUCAGUCUGCAGCUCAAUGCAGUAGAAAAUGUGAUGUAACAAUGAUAUCUUUCCUGAACAAAGCCCUGGAGGCAUCUGGAGCUCAUCACUAGCACAAUGGUUUCAUCUGUUUGGUUUGUGUCCCAUAAGCUGUCUUCACUUAUAGUAUGUCAGAUUGGAAAUACCAGUGAGAUAUCAGCUUUAUCCACACAUUUCACUGAUUAGUCGCAUAAAAGAUUUCUCUGUAAUUCAUUAUUUGUUUCCUGGAUAGAUCACUACUUGUCAAUCUCGAUACCAAGAACUCCUCAACAACUGUUGAGUAUAUCCUUCAGAUGCAGCUGAAUGUUAAAUAUCAACCAAAGACUGUAACCUUUAUUGUACAGGAGAAGGUUAUUUCAACCCCCAUACUACGGAUCUGCCAACCAAACUUUUAUUUCAUGUUUAACUGUUCAGUAGUGUUUGGUAGUGCAAUGCAUGUUGGACUGUGCAUACUAUGAGGUGCAAAAACAAUAAAGGUUAAAUAUACUGGUUUUAAAACUGUAUACAAACAUAAAUGUCAGUAAAAACUUUAGAAGUAAUACACUGAAGAGCUGUGAUUUGUUACAUAUAAUACACAAGUGACAAAAAAAGAACAAUGAAUAUUAUAAACUGUGAAAGAGACAGCAAAUCAUCUUAUUUGAAUUUGCACAGAAUGCAAUUCAUAAUAGUAAAAAGACUGGACUCUUCAAAGAGAUAAAUGAACUGAAUGCUGUUUACAUAUGAUAGUAAGGGACUUAAUCUUUAUCAUGAAAUCAGUAUGACAGUACAUCCUCAGUUGAAAGUAUAAAGUGAAAAGUGAAAUAAAAAUUGAAACUACAAAGAAGAUCUGGAGAGGAAUAGGCCUGUAAUAUACUAUCUGUUACAAAAGUUAAACUUUAGCUUCCAUUUUGCCAGAGCUACAACUCAAACCAUGCUGUGAUUUUGAUUGUGAUUGCAUGUUGAAAAGAAAAGUUUUGUGUAAUUAUAACAUUCAGCAUUGCUUAAGCUAAAUUUAGUUUCAGAAUAAACAAAACUCAGACGUUAUAUUCAUAAUGUGCCCAGCUAUAUUCUGGUUGACUAUUCACUUGUUGAGAAAGAACAUCAUAAGCAUGCUUGUUGUUUUGUUAGAUGCAGUUGUCAUUGCCUAUAUUGACAACAUACGCAUAGAAUAUUUCAGAAUAACGAAAGACGUGAUGCAUGCUUUAUUUAGUCUCUUACAGAAGGAAUCUAGAAGCAGUCAUGAAAUUGUGACUUAUAAUUAUGGUAUAACUGACACUUCAUAUAAAAUGUUUAGCUAUCAAAGGUGGAUGAUUCUUGUUGCAAUGGAAUCUCAAAAUGAAGGUUCAAUUUGGAACUUAAUCUAUGCAACAUUAGCCUUUGGUGUUUCGAUACAUAACCUAUGGCAUAAGAAAUUAAUUUAAAAAAAGUCACAAUUAAAUUUAAAUUAAAUAUGUACAAGCACCUAAAGACAGAUGGAGUAAUUUUAUAAAAUAAUUGUCCAUAGAAAUAAGAUAUAUACUUAGGUGAAAUUUUUUAAAACAUACAUGUUUUGUUUAGAAAACUGUCAUUCACUGGCACUUACUACAGGUAAUAUGUACAAGUUGUAUAAACCUUAUAUACACACAUUGACAUGUCACCAAAACAAUCUUUAGGAAACCAAUAUAAAGUAAACUUUUACUUGUAUAUAGUAUAGGUAACAUAUAGUAAGCUGAAGUAGAUUUGUUUUGUAUCCCUAGGAAUUUUUCAUCAUCCUGCUUUCAGAUCAAUUUGUAUGAGUUUUCUAUGAGUUAGUAGUUAUAUUUCAUUUGCUUGUGAAUUCAUAUGUAAUAUAUAAUCUUAAGAUUUAAUUAAUGACAACAAUUUCAGAAACUCUCCAGUCAUUCUGUGUGAGUGCCUUUCCCCUUUAUAAGAUUAUGUAUUAAUUUAUAUAACAACUACAAGGAACGAAAUUGAAAGUGAUUGUCUCAGAACUUUCUGUUCACCGUAAAGUGUGUAAGUAACAAGACUGCUCUAGGUCUAGUGGACAUACUAUUUUUAUAGCAAUAAAUAUGAAUAUUUAAGUCUUCCUUCUGCCCUUUUUUAUUGUUCUUCAUAUUCUACCAUGCAUGAAGAACACCUUAAAGGCAACCUGUGUGACCAGAGGUCAUUGUUGCAUAAUGAUGGGACCUGAAGUUCCAUUGUUGGAACACAGUUAUGUCACAAUGGGAAGUUAAGUCCCACUGUUGGAACACAUUUUGGACAAUAAUAGAAACAGGUCAUUGUUGGAGCAUUGUUGCAUAGCAGUGACCUCAGAUGACAUUAGUGCAGCAAUGACUCCAGAUCACAUUAAUGCAACAAUGACCUAUAUGAUGUGGUAUGAAGAACUGAUGCCCAUCUACAUAUAAAUAAAAAUUAUGUUAUGUAAUUUUGGAAAGGUAACUUACAUGGUUAUAAGAUCCAAAGUUGAUUGUUGAAUGUGAACGAGGGUCUUAACUUGGAAUGGUUAUAACAUGAAGUCAGAAAACAUGUAUGGAAAAUACACAAUUGAUACACUAA
Zootermopsis nevadensis is the source of this 6149-nucleotide messenger RNA. The record is from RefSeq and is a predicted model, not a curated record. Lineage: Eukaryota; Metazoa; Arthropoda; Insecta; Blattodea; Termopsidae.